Molecule: messenger RNA, 1451 nt
Organism: Branchiostoma belcheri (Belcher's lancelet)
Lineage: Eukaryota; Metazoa; Chordata; Leptocardii; Amphioxiformes; Branchiostomatidae
Product: 15 kDa selenoprotein-like
Exons: 5
Cellular component (GO): endoplasmic reticulum lumen
Molecular function (GO): oxidoreductase activity
Source: RefSeq, a predicted model, not a curated record
AUCCGCUUCAGAGCAAGAUGGCGCCGGCCAGUUACUUUAUGUGGCUGGUUCUUCUCUUUUUAUUAACCCUGGUGACGUGUGAGUACACCUCAGAGAAGUGCCAGGACCUGGGCUUCACCACAAACCUGCUCUGCAGCUCCUGUGAUGAGCUCAAGCAGUUCCAGCUGCAGUCUCUCGAGGACAACUGCAGACAAUGUUGUCAGCAAGAUAACCCCGGCAGUACACAACAGUUGUUUCCUGGUGCGUUGUUAGAAGUGUGUGGAUGAAAGUUGGGGAGAUGGCCCCAGGUCCAAGCCUUCGUGAAGAGCGAUAGGCCCAAGCAGUUUCCAGGUCUGAAGAUCAAGUAUGUCCGUGGCGCGGACCCGAUCCUGAAGAUGCUGGACAGCAGGGACCAGGUGGUCGAGACACUCUCCAUCGAGAAGUGGAACACCGACAACGUCGAGGAGUUUCUAUCUGAGAAACUACAGAAGUUAUAAUUUAAACACCGUUCUCUGCAGUUAUAAUAGUUAUAAUUCUGUUUCAAUUCCAUUCGAUUCAAUAUCAGUUAACUAAAGGCUGUUAGAAAUAUUGUCAAAGGCUGAUGUAUGUAACAUUACUUAAUUUGAGGAAAGUAGUAACUUAUAGGUGCGGCAAUCUAAAAUUCUGAUGGGCAACCUAAUUUUUGCCACUGGGCAACCUGGUUCAAAAAAGUAUUUUGCACACUGGGCGUCCAGGUGGCGAUACGUCCGCUCCCCCCAUCCCGGUGACCAAUCUGCGACGCUGGGAACUGUGACAAGUAAUGUCCCGCGUGUUAAUUGCACAUUAACCCCUGAUGGCUCCGGACCAGGCUUGAUGAGUCUGAGGGUCGGAAUUUGUCGUGCCGGGCGGAAUCGGUGGCAGGAAGGUCAGGUUCGCCGGAGGGGCAUUUGCGUCAAACUGGCACCUCAAUGCCAGGGGCAGACAGUUAGGCCAUUGUGCAUCGUUCAUUCCGCAGUUAGUUUUGGCAGUUAGUCCCCACAGAGGUAUGUUUCACUGAUACAGGGGGCAUCAUUCAGGCUAACUCCACUUUGUCACUUUCAAGAGGAGUGUGUGUCUAAGAGGAAAGUAGACAUGGAAAUGUUCACAAUUGGGUUCCCACAAACUUUGUCCUAGAGGAAAAAAUGAAAAUUUUACAUGGUCCCAUCUCAUAUACUGUGUCAAGUCUUACUAUGAGAUCUUAUGGAAAACAGAGGUUUUGAAAACAUUUCACAUGCUCCCUAUUCAAAGACUUUGUCCUAGUCAAAAAUGAACAUGAGAAUUUCACGUUUCCCCUUCCAGUAAACAUUAUCCAAUUGGAAAAAUUGAAUACUUCCACAUACCCCAGGAACCCACAGACUUAACAAUUGGUAACUCCACUUGUUGCCCAAGGACUGAACCGGCAUUAAUGUUUUUUUGGCCCAGAAUUAUCAUUCCAGGUUUUCAGUAGUGAUGUU